Molecule: messenger RNA, 2304 nt
Organism: Diaporthe amygdali
Lineage: Eukaryota; Fungi; Ascomycota; Sordariomycetes; Diaporthales; Diaporthaceae
Exons: 2
Coding region: 1-2304 (767 amino acids)
Biological process (GO): regulation of DNA-templated transcription
Cellular component (GO): nucleus
Molecular function (GO): histone H4K20 methyltransferase activity; protein binding; DNA binding
Source: RefSeq, a predicted model, not a curated record
AUGCCCAAGAUGCCCGGCGCAUCCAGCAAUGCAAAGAAGCAGACGCUGACCUUGGCGCAAUUGUCAUCUUACGAUGACAUGCUAACAGAUGCCCUUGUUGAUCGGGCCUGGUACUGGACUACAAUCCCCAAGAACCGAACAUCCUACCACCCCUCACGGGGUGUCAAGGAAGACGAGAUAUGUCAAAUCAUCCAGACUCAUCUGAUCGUCAAUUCCAAUGUCGACCUGGCCGAGGAGAAGCUCCUUGCGACAGACGGCCUCAAGAGAUUCUUAAAUGCGCUCAAGACCCCCAAGGAGAAGACCGACUUCAGGCAACACCUCCGUCGCUACAUGCAGAUCUACCUCCCCGAUUGCCCCUUCGAAGUCAGCAGCACGAACCGAUAUACAGUUACCACCCACGAGGCCUCCAUCGUAGCGCGAGUGCCCAUAAAGCGCAACGAAACCGUUAAAUACCUCUCAGGAAUACAGGUUGUGAUCACGCCGGAGGAGGAGGAGGUCUUGUCCUCCCGGAAGAAGGAUUUCAGCAUUGUCGUGAGCAGCAGGAAUAGGAUGACCAGCCUGUUCAUGGGCCCUGCGCGCUUCGCCAACCAUGAUUGCGGUGCCAACGCCAAGCUCGUUAUUACUGGUCAGGCUGGCAUUGACAUCGUUGCUAUCCGGCGCAUCGAAGUGGGAGAGGAGAUUACUGUCACCUACGGCGAGAACUACUUCGGUGAGGAUAAUUGCGAGUGUUUGUGCCAGACUUGUGAGAACAACCUCGCCAAUGGCUGGAGACAGCCUGACGGCGUUGUGCCAGUCAAGCGGAGCAUCGAAAAUGAUUUGCUGGCCAUACAGGGCUACAACACACGUGGACGACACAGAUAUGGAAGGGGAGACUCGAGCUCUAGGACGCCCUCGGUUAACCCGGACCUCCGACCCAAGGUACCUAAGGGAAAGUUGAAGCAGCUGCGCGCAAGCGACCGAGCCUCUACCACCGACUCGAGCCUGGCUGGAGGACCAGAAGCCUCGUUGAGGCGCAAGCGAGGCAGGGAGAGCCUCGCGACACCUCCUGUCACCCCCGCAAAGAAGCAGAAGACGACUCGAUACGAGAUCAGACCUAUCCCUAGUCUCGUUGCAGAGCGUAGCGGUAGCUCCGAUGCGGAGUCAGGUAGUUCACUCUCAAGGUCAAAUUCCUCGAAUGGAGAAGCCGUGCUCACCGAUGUUACGACCCCCGAAGACACGACUGAACCCGUAGAUGUUCCUUCGGAACCCGCGCAGGUCGCACGGGUUCUAGAGAACCUGAAACAGGAGCAAGAUGCGGGAGAUUUGACCUCAGGCGAUUUGCGGGAGGUCGCGCUGUUCCCAGAACCUGCGAUCAGUCAACCUCCACCGGUGCCGCUACUUCGUACACCUCAACCCCCACCAAGAGCACGCGGCCUGUCCAUCCAUGACAUUCUCAAUACCCCGUCAGAAGCAGCUACUCCCGACGGCCGGACCCCAACCGACCGAUUUGCUGCUGCGUUUGCCAGCCAGACCUCCGCGAAGGCGGGCGAGAGCCAUGGAGCGCCACAGAUCGAGAACCAGCAGCUGGCUGCAACAGAAGGACCCGUGUCACCAUCCCCAAUGAUUGCGCAGGAUCCCGAGGAAGCCGUGGAUUCAGUCGAGACUCUAGCAGCUGCUGGAACCCCAGCAAAGCGCGGCCGUGGACGACCUAGGAAGCACCCGAAGCCCGAUGCCAGUCCCCUACCGGAGAAAUCUGUGGUCGUGCCGCCACCAACCGCCCCAAAUGACGAGUUGGAUGAUCGUGAUUCCCCGGCGCCUUCAAAUGGCCCCGUCACCUACCGGGAACCCGGUGACUACCAGCUCACUCCGCGCCUCCUCGCCGAGCCCGAUAUGGCUUGGGUGCGCUGCUCCAACUGCACUACCGCCUUUGUCCAACAGAACGCCUACUAUACCCGUUCCUCUUGCCCGCGCUGUGAGCGACACUCAAAGCUGUACGGUUACAUCUGGCCGAAGACGCAGCCCGAGGGCCCCUGGGAUAAGGAGGAGCGCGUGCUGGAUCAUCGAACUGUGCAUCGAUUUCUUGCCACCAGUGACGAGCUGGUCGUGCGAGGCAGGUCGACACACACGCAAAGCCAGACCGGCACACCAAGACGAGAUGAGAGCGAGGUGAACAUCAAGCGAGGGCGAGGAAGACCUCCAAAGAGGUCUAGUCUUGCUGGAGAGGGGCGCUCUGAGGCGGCAGAUCAGGAGCGUGGCAGCGCGGACCUCGAUAUCAGGAGGAGCGGAAGGACGCGUAAAGCCAGCUUCAAGGUCGGUAGUUUUUAA